AAGAACAUACAUACUUCGUUACGCGUCGUUAGUCUUAUCAGUAUACCGAUCUUGUGUGCAUACACGCUUUCUUUAACCGUGCCACUUAAAGUGGAAGAUUACCCAAACUGUUCUGCGUUUCGUCAAAGGCAGCAAUCGUUUCCAGUCCACCGCACGAAUAUCGGCUCGCCAUAACCUAAAAUAUUCGAAGAAUAUCGAAUAAAUAUCAUAACAACAUGAGUAAGACUAUAUUCAACCACACUAUUGACGACAUUUUGGAGAAGAAUUUGCCAGAAAAGGAAUUGGCCGAAGUGAAACGUCUUUUAUAUGGCGGUGAAUUACAGGAUUUGGAGCUUCCAGAAUGGACAGAAAAUGUGGAAUUGGAUGUAAAAGGAUAUGUAAUGAACGGAGAAGUCCAGGAACAAUUACGUCCUCCGCGAAUCGUUAGAGUCGGACUUAUUCAACACUCGAUAGUUUUGCCAACUACAGAACCAUUGCAUAAACAGAGAAACGCUCUACAUUUGAAGAUCCAAAAAUACGUUAACCAUGCAGCUGCUUGUGGCGUCAACGUUCUUUGUUUACAAGAAGCUUGGGCUAUGCCUUUCGUGUUCUGCACGAGAGAGAAAUAUCCAUGGUGCGAAUUUGCGGAAGAAGUAGAAAAUGGACCAACAACGAUAUUGAUGAGCGAGCUGGCUCAACGUUAUGGAAUGGUGAUCAUUUCUCCGAUCUUAGAAAGGGACGUAGAAAACGGUGACACAUUGUGGAACACAUCGGUGGUAAUUGGCACGGACGGAAAAGUGAUUGGGAAACAGAGGAAGAACCAUAUUCCUCGCGUAGGUGACUUCAACGAGUCCACAUACUAUAUGGAGGGCAACACUGGACAUAAUGUUUUUGAUACUUGCUUCGGACGUAUCGCUAUCAAUAUUUGCUACGGACGCCAUCACCCGCAGAAUUGGAUGAUGUACGGUCUCCAUGGCGCAGAGAUCGUUUUCAAUCCGUCGGCAACUACCAGCCACACGUCGGAGCCACUUUGGUCCAUCGAAGCAAGAUGCGCAGCCAUAGCGAACAGCUACUACUCUUGUGCCAUUAAUCGAGUGGGAACAGAAUUGUUUCCCAAUGAGUUCACGUCUGGAGAUGGUGCUCCAGCUCAUCACGAUUUUGGACACUUUUACGGAUCCAGUUACAUCACAGCUCCGAAUGGAACCAGAACUCCUGGCUUGAGUCGUUGCAAAGAUGGGCUUCUUGUUUGCGAACUGGACUUGAACAUGUGCCGUCAGAUGAAAGACAUGUGGUGUUUGAGAAUGACUCAAAGACUCGACAUGUACGCCAAGGAACUUACAGAGUACGUGGAGAAGAAUCUGAAAUUAAACAAAGAGGCGAACCAAUAAAUAAUGUACAUUUCAAACUAGACUCUCCAUCGAGUUUCUAGGUACCAAACAAUAAAAUAAACACAUAUUUUUGAGAUCACGAUUCACAGACUACUUUGUAUAUCCUGCCUCGCAAUAUUCCAUUUGAAAUU
Molecule: messenger RNA, 1498 nt
Organism: Colletes gigas
Lineage: Eukaryota; Metazoa; Arthropoda; Insecta; Hymenoptera; Colletidae
Gene: pyd3
Product: beta-ureidopropionase
Exons: 6
Coding region: 216-1367 (383 amino acids)
Molecular function (GO): beta-ureidopropionase activity
Source: RefSeq, a predicted model, not a curated record